AUGACUUCUAUAUCUAAAUAUCCUUCAUUUAAUGAAAUUCAAAGCUCUUUUGAGACCACCGACCCCGAUCGUGAAGGUGAAGCCAUUGCUCAAGAGGUAGUUUUAUUGUUAGAAUUAAGUCCGGAGCAAUACCAACGCUUACUUUUUUAUGAAAUAACUCCUCGCAAUAUUAAUGAAGCUAUAUAA
Molecule: messenger RNA, 186 nt
Organism: Ambispora leptoticha
Lineage: Eukaryota; Fungi; Glomeromycota; Glomeromycetes; Archaeosporales; Ambisporaceae
Source: the annotation of a GenBank genome assembly